Molecule: messenger RNA, 2138 nt
Organism: Poecilia latipinna (sailfin molly)
Lineage: Eukaryota; Metazoa; Chordata; Actinopteri; Cyprinodontiformes; Poeciliidae
Product: mitochondrial peptide methionine sulfoxide reductase-like
Exons: 6
Coding region: 130-897 (255 amino acids)
Biological process (GO): cellular response to oxidative stress
Cellular component (GO): cytoplasm
Molecular function (GO): peptide-methionine (S)-S-oxide reductase activity
Source: RefSeq, a predicted model, not a curated record
GACUAGUUAAUAUGCAUCGCACGACGUGGCCCACGUGCCAUGAAUAUUCAUCCUGAUGGCGUUUUUUUUUUUUUUUCCCCCUUUCCGGUGUCGCUCCCUCCCGUCCUCGCCGUUUAACGUAAGUCCGUGAUGGGGGCCGUUAUGAAACCUUCCCGGAAGGCUCCGCCGUGCUCGGCCUGGUUUCCACAGACACUCAGAAAGUGCGCAGGGCUGCUGCUGGUGUACGUGUCGCUGCUCGCCGCUGACAGAAUGACCGAUAAGACCGAGCUGCCGAGCAGAGAGCGGGCUCUGAAGGGAAGGGAGGAGAGGAUGGUCGUAGCAGACAAGCAUGCCGUUAACGGGAAUCCCACUGUGGAGCCUUUUCCAGAAGGCAUGGAAACCAUCAUGUUUGGAAUGGGCUGUUUCUGGGGAGCUGAGAAGCUGUUCUGGCGGCUUCCAGGAGUCUUCUCCACCCAGGUGGGCUUCGCCGGGGGCUUCACACCCAACCCGACCUACAAUGAAGUCUGCACAGGUCUGACGGCCCACACUGAGGUGGUGAGGGUGGUCUUCUCCCCUCAAGACAUCAGCCUGGAGGAACUCCUCAGACAGUUUUGGGAGAAUCACGAUCCUACACAAGGCAUGAAGCAGCACAAUGACAGCGGCACUCAGUAUCGUUCAGUCAUUUACACGUCCAGCCCAGCUCAGCAGGAGGCUGCACUGAAGAGCAAGGAGGCCUUCCAGAAGGAACUGGAUAAGAAAGGCUACGGUCCAAUCACCACUGAGAUCCUGGAGGAACAGGAGUUUUUCUACGCAGAGGACUACCACCAGCAGUACCUGAAGAAGGUCCCCAAAGGAUACUGUGGCCUUAAAGGGACCGGGGUUUCCUGUCCCAUCGGAGGCAGCAAGGAGGAGCUGUAAGGCGUGUGUGGAGGCGAUUGUAUGACCAAACAGGAAUUUUGUUCAGCAAAAAGCAAUAAAAUGAAGCAACAUCCUUAAAAUAUGCUAAAAUAUAUAUAUCAAAAACAUUUAAAAUUUGUGAAAAUAUCACAGUUUAAAGCAGUAGACUGAAAAUAAAACAAUGGAAUAAAGUAAAGAAACCGAAAUACGGAAGAAAAGUGGAGCUUUGAUAAGAAGGAAAUGGAAUUAGUGACAGAUUUAACAUGUAUGUAGCAACAGAACCUAAAGAUGUGAAAUGCAACAGAGAAGUUGAAACGGAAAUAACAGUCAAUGCAUAUUUACUCUUUAUUAUCUUUUGCAUUUUCAGUCUGAAAUUUACGACAAACUGGAAAAUACUUACAUGAUUCCAGUUAGCAGUGGGCGACAUGACAAGAACACUCCAUGAACCUUUUCAGUUUGUUUUCUACGUCAAAGUCAGAAUCACCAUUUUAUCACCAUUUCCUAAAAAAGCUCAGAAAGAAAAACACAACGGACAGAAAACAUCUUCAGAUUAACAGAUUAAUAUUAGUUGGCACAAUUUUUCCAACUUGUGGGGGGAAAAAAGACUUCUAGUCAACAAAAGUGAGCACCCUCUGAUAAAAUGUCAGGUUUCUGUGGUGUAAAAAAUGACACCAUGGUGAGUCAUUUAAAAAAUUUCCACCCAUCUGAUUUUUAUCCUGCACAACACCCAGGGUUCUCUGGUGUUAACUCUCCCUCCGAACGUUUCCUUCAGCUCAGAACUAUACUUUACUUUUUUAAAUAAACAGUAACGCCUCUCAGGUAACACACUCUUGCUACAUUACAGCUAAUUUGUGAAGCUAAAGAAAAACUGAUAAAUCAGAGCAAGAGCAUAGAACAGAUGAUCACGCCAUCUCUCUGCUGUGUUUUGACCCAAGAUCUUCAUGUCGCCCACUUUUAAUUCCAGUAUAUCUACAUUUAACCACUGGAUGGUUGUUGCAUGAUAGAAACUCAUCGGCCACUUUAUUAGCUCCACUGUCCCACUCCCAGGUUUCACUGUGAUGUGAUUGGUUGAGUCACUGUUAGUUUUUCCAGGUAAUCUAACAGGCGUACCUAAUAAAAUGGCCAAUGAGUGCACAUAAAAGGUGUUUUUUAUAUAAUUUUAUGUUAUCCACAUGUAUUGGAACUAUUAAUAAGCCUGAAAUUACAUAUUUAGAAUUUCAGCUAAAGUGUGGAGAUGUGUUGCAAAAGUCACAUUUAUAACA